ACUGUUCAUUGGGUAAUGAACAUCCAUGUUCCAGAGGGUGCAAGGGCUGCUCUAAAUCUGUCAGGAACUAUGCUCGGAUAUUAUCCUGUCAGGGUUCUGCCAUCAAAAACUGCCAUUGCACCAGUCAAUCCAACAUUCCUACCCAGGUCUGAUGAUGAACGGGAAAUGUGUGCGAGGACUAUUUACUGCACAAACAUUGACAAGAAGGUCACUCAGGCAGAUCUAAAAUUGUUCUUUGAGUCUAUAUGUGGAGAGGUCUUUCGGCUGAGGUUGCUUGGUGACUACCAUCAUUCUACUCGCAUCGCUUUUGUGGAAUUUGUGAUGGCAGAAAGUGCUACCGCUGCCCUGAACUGCAGUGGCGUGAUACUGGGAUCCUUGCCAAUAAGGUAAAAACUCUGACCA
Messenger RNA from Zea mays, 402 nucleotides. Its product is annotated as polyadenylate-binding protein-interacting protein 12. The record is from RefSeq and is a predicted model, not a curated record. The coding region runs from base 16 to 390 and encodes 124 amino acids. The transcript is spliced from 5 exons. Lineage: Eukaryota; Viridiplantae; Streptophyta; Magnoliopsida; Poales; Poaceae. Gene Ontology annotation, molecular function: RNA binding.